Naumovozyma dairenensis CBS 421 is the source of this 561-nucleotide messenger RNA. RefSeq names its product Ldb18p (gene LDB18). The transcript has a single exon. NCBI's taxonomy places the organism in Eukaryota, Fungi, Ascomycota, Saccharomycetes, Saccharomycetales, Saccharomycetaceae. Bases 1 to 561 code for a protein of 186 amino acids. The record is from RefSeq and is a predicted model, not a curated record.
AUGAAAGAGAAUAUAAGCGAGAUUCUUGACUUGUUGGAAGCUAGAGUAGACAUUCUCGAACAAUCCAUUGGAGAUGUGACAGGAUUGGAUAGUGAUAUCCCGUCCAAAGUGCUUACGUUAUCCUCUAAACUGUACGGUAUAUGUUACCAAGGUAAUAAAUACGAUCAAACAAUGCUUGCUUUAUUGAAUAAAUCAAUUUCCACCAUGGAUGAACAAUCAAGUUCCUCACUAUCAACAUUACCGUUACAGACAGUCUUGGUUUGUGCUGAUUCAAUUAAGGAAUUAUUAUUUAAUCUCAAUGAGCUCGAAGAAGAAUCCGAACAAUCAAUUAAUAUGGAUUCAAUAUCGAAUAUACAGGCCUUCCCCGAGAAGUCUACAAGCUUAACAAAACUACCUUAUUUAUUUAGCUAUUCAAGAUUGUUACUGAUGAAGUCUCUUUUACUUUCUAGAUUUUAUUUGAAAUCUAAUUACGCAAUCAAUGCUCGGUUCCAAGAAAUGCAAUUUCAACUUGCAGAUAUGUCACAAAAAAUAGACGACCUAAUAAAUACCAUAGAGUUUUAG